Caenorhabditis remanei is the source of this 306-nucleotide messenger RNA. RefSeq lists its product as uncharacterized. The transcript has 2 exons. The coding region runs from base 1 to 306 and encodes 101 amino acids. The record is from RefSeq and is a predicted model, not a curated record. Lineage: Eukaryota; Metazoa; Nematoda; Chromadorea; Rhabditida; Rhabditidae.
AUGAGGAGGAGAAUUCACGUGGACAAUUGGCCAUUUGAGCUGGAGCAUCGGAGUUACGGACACGAACACGAGCUAGAUCUCCCUCACGGAAGAAUCCAUCGUCACCGUCUGGACCGGCCUGCAAAAGAAAGAACAGAACCAAAACAAGUCGGUGAACCACAUCCGAGUACUGGUUGUCCCGAAGGAAGAACUUCAAAUCUGAAUGGAAUUCCAGAAGAACCGCAUGAAGCAGAGGCUACAGUGCCAAUAAUAGCGGCAAGAAGAGUUGCUGUUAAUGGGUUCAUCACCAUUAGUGAUUGUGAUUAG